CCUAUGUUUAAAUAAUAAAUAAUGUGCCCACUUUUUAAUAGUUUUAGGGUUAUUUAACGAAGUAAAGUUCACAACAGAUAGCUACGUAUGUUUGAAACCUGUAAUGACACCUGUUGUAGCUUUCUGUAAAGAAAAUAGACUAUCACAUUCAUUCAGACGCUAUCAAAACAUUGCUGGCUUAGCUCUUACGAGGAAAUGAAAUUGAAAGUAGUUUCUUCUUAGUUCUAAAUAUGGCUUCAAACUAUGAGGACGUAUCAGAUAAGAGUGUGUCAGAUUUCAGCGACACUGACACAGAUUCACAGUCAAAUUUUGAUUCGGAUUCGGAUUCAGCAUCACCACAGCAGGUCUGCAUAUACUACAACAAAGGCCACUGUCGCAAAGGCACAAAGUGUCCAGACCUGCACGUGUGCAAGUACUCUUUGAAAGGCAAUUGUCGCUAUGGUGCCAGCUGUCGCCGCAGUCAUAUCGCGAGCCCCAACUGCCCAUCUGCACAGACAAAUCAAGAGAAGAGGAGCCGUGGCAGGAAGACUCAAAGUCACAGAGAACGCAGUCGCAGCUCCUCAUCUGACAGUGAUACAGACAGAAGCAAGCCCUAUAGAUGGCAGUUGGAUUUGGGCAACGGCUGGGAGGAUGUAGCCAAUGAUUAUGUCCUGGAAGCUCAGUUCUCACGACCUAACACUAAAGGCAUCAGGAUCUACAACACUCCCUGUGGUGCUCUGUCUAUCGACUUUACGAGUAUGCGCAUCUUGAAGAAGGGCAACCUGCGAGUCAGACGCAAAGGCUCCCGACAUAGUGAUUGGCUGUGGUAUUACCGAGGCGACCACGGCUGGUAUCUGUAUGGCAAGAAGGAUGCAAAGGGGAACGUCAGUCCAGUCAGUAGCACCAAGCUGGAAAGCGAAUUCCAGAAGGACCCGCGUGGCACUGUUCACUUCACCAUCAACUCCACCAACUAUGAGAUAAGAUUUAAAAACAUGCAUCAGAAAAACCUGUCCACAGGCCACAACAGGAGGAUCAGAAGGCGUCCAAAAUAUGUUUCACCUCAGGUUGGAGGAGUGAAUACAGUGACAAAUAUGUUUAAGUCAAUGUGGCCAUCUUCAUCUAAGAAGACUCCUCUAUGGCAGUUCAGUGGGAGAGGAGGAAACUGGCAUAGUUUCACAGUGCGAGAUUCCUGUUCAGUCUCAAGUGCAGACAUUGAGGCAGAGUUCCAGCGUAACCCUCAGGGCUCCAUGCACUUCACUGCAAAUGGAGAUCAGUACACCCUGAACUUCUCACGUAUGAUCCAAACCAAUCAGAGAACUCAAGCCACUCGCAAUAUCAGACGUGUGAAGCAGUGAUGCUACUAUCACAGCAGGUUUCAGACUUUUACACAGGAUAAAGAUGGGGAAAUGGUGUUUGAAUAAUGCAUGUCCUGGUGGUAAUGGUUAACAUUUAUUACAAUUUGCACACUAUUUUUUCAUGCAGCCAUUUAUAGAGACUUCAUGUUCUGUAUUGUAAAUGUGUGUGAGUGCAACACAUAAACAAACCUGUUUACAUACAAAAAAAUAGAUUUACCGAAUGAUUAUUGUGAUUGGUUUAUUUUCAUUAUGCUACUUAACCAAAAGUGAUUUAUAUUAUUCAUUUUUGGUUUAAUAGAUAACCAAAGAAAUGAGUUGACCGAAUUGAAGUCUGUUAUGGGUGACUAGAUUUCCUGUGUGAUUUUUGCAAAAGCAGUAGAAACUAUAUGAAUUGCUGAUUUGUAUUACAGUGCCUUCUUUUAUUGUAUUCUUCAUUUUUCCAUAAAUAUAAAAAUUGCUCUUGUUUGAUUAAACAAACUAUAUGAAACAAGGAA
This is a messenger RNA of Pangasianodon hypophthalmus (striped catfish), 1828 nucleotides long. RefSeq lists its product as uncharacterized. The record is from RefSeq and is a predicted model, not a curated record. The coding region runs from base 231 to 1334 and encodes 367 amino acids. Gene Ontology annotation, molecular function: zinc ion binding. NCBI's taxonomy places the organism in Eukaryota, Metazoa, Chordata, Actinopteri, Siluriformes, Pangasiidae. The transcript has 10 exons.